UGAAGUUGAUGAGGCAAAAAAAAAUGGGAACAAUAGCGGUAUAAAAGGCCCAGCAGCCAGGCUGUUGAAGAGACCGCACUACAGCACUCUCACUCAAUAACUCAUUCCAAACACACAUUCGCUACCUUCCCAAGUAACAACAAUCAACUAUUCUCACCAUGUUUUCCAAAAUUGCCUCAUUCGCCCUUCUCACCGCCGCCAGCGUCUCAGCAGCAGCCGUCCCUAGCACCACGCCAUGGACCUGGCAAGUCACCGACUUCAGCAGCGUCUGCACCGCCGCAACGUGCCGAUACUCCUUCAACGUGUCCGCUCCCGUCGGUCCAUCCGGUCAGCCAGCUUUUGAUGCCGAGUUCUGCUCCGGCACCAGUGUCCAGGGUGGAUUCAAGUCCUGUGGCGUAGUCGGCGUCGAUGUCCCUGGCGAUGUGCAGACGCAGGAAUUCAACCAGGGACGCGAUAUCGGGGCUAUUAUCAGUGUCAAGUACUCUUUUAAGCAGGGUGAUGCUACGUACACGUACACGGGUAACAACUCUGUUGCUCACACUGGCUUGGGCCCCGCUGUUGAUUUUACGAUUAUUCCUACUGAGGUUACUGCUGUGGCUUAAGCGUGUUGGAGAGGUUGGUGGUGGCGUUGCAUGCAUUCGCCUUGCUAGAACUUUGUAUCUUGGGGGGAUUGCUCGAAACUUCGCACUAAUAUUGUAUCUAUCUACAUUUCUCCUCUUUAUACAAUAGAUUGCCGUUAAUCAUAUCUCUACUA
Molecule: messenger RNA, 754 nt
Organism: Bipolaris maydis ATCC 48331
Lineage: Eukaryota; Fungi; Ascomycota; Dothideomycetes; Pleosporales; Pleosporaceae
Source: RefSeq, a predicted model, not a curated record